Messenger RNA from Caenorhabditis angaria, 3593 nucleotides. NCBI's taxonomy places the organism in Eukaryota, Metazoa, Nematoda, Chromadorea, Rhabditida, Rhabditidae. The record is from the annotation of a GenBank genome assembly.
AUGCAGAGUGUUUAUUCGGUGUUAUUAGUGUCUUGGAUAUCCUGUGUUCAGACAUUGAGAAUUGGUUUGUUUCUUCCUAUUACUUUAAUUAGAAAUUUUAAAUUAAUGAUAUAUUUUAGAACAAUGUAAUGAUGAGGCUCUUGGUAUGGAAAAUGGUUUGAUUUCGGACUCACAGAUCACAUCUAGCAGCACUUUUGAUAAACAAAGUGUUGGUCCACAAAAUGCCAGACUUCAUACUGAAUUUGCAUCUGGAGCAUGGUGUCCCAAAUCGCAAAUCAACUCGAAAUCUUAUGAGUAUCUCCAGGUAAACAGAAAUUGAAGAUAUUUUUCAAGAUCAUAAAUAAUAUUUUUUCAGAUCAAUCUGAAUCAAACACAUUUGAUAACAGCGGUCGAAACGCAGGGAAGAUAUGGAAAUGGUACUGGUCGAGAAUUUGCAAGUGAAUAUAUGAUUGAUUACAUGAGAACCGGAAGUCAGUGGAUACGUUAUCGAAAUCGGACAGGGCAUGUGGUAUGUGCGGGGAAAAUGUUGCAAAAUAUGAAGAGGUUUAGGGGUUUCGAUUCAUUGAAUGGGGGGGGGGGAGUUCGAAGAAAAAUGGAUAUUAUUUGAACUUCUAACGUUUCCAAACAGAGAGAAAAUUGUUUUCCUAAAGAAAUAUCAUAUAAAAUUUUCAGAAAAAAUUCAAAGUCCCUUAACAUUAAUAUACAUAUUUUCCAGAUGAUGAGUGGUAAUUUUGACACGACAACUCCAGUGAUUCGCGAGUUUGAUCCUCCAAUAAUUGCUCAAAAAAUACGUAUCAUCCCAACCUCUAAAGCUACUCGAACUGUUUGUCUUCGAGCAGAAGUUCAUGGUUGCAAACAUCAGGGUGUUAUUUACUAUUCUACUGUUCAAGAUGGAUCCCGUCAGGAAAAUCUAGAUUUUCGAGAUUUGAUUUUUGAAGAUAGUCAGAUGUUUACAGAAUCUGGAAUCAAGCGGUAAGAAAACUCUCUAGAUUUUGUGCUCAUAAUACGAGAAAUAUUUGUUUUUCAGGGGAUUGGGAUUACUUACUGAUGGAUAUGUUGCUCAAUCAUCACCAUAUGAAGAAGAUUCGAAAAAUGCCAGUUGGAUUGGUUGGAGUAAAGCAAACACUGAUGGAAGCAUCAAUAUCCUUUUCGAAUUCGAGGAAAUCCAUAAUUUCACAGAUGUUGUUCUAGCCACUUUUGGUAAUCGCAUUGAUCAAAUCGAUGUGAUUUUCAGUCAAGAUGGAAAAGCAUAUCCACUUUAUUCAACAAUUUCAUCAAGCGAGCGACAAACCGCAAAUCAUACAAGUAGACGAUAUGAUUUCCGUGUUCCUCUUCAUAAUCGAAUUGGCAAAAAAGUUCGAAUAACUAUCAAGUUUUCAACUGAUUGGAUGUUUCUCACUGAAGUCCAUUUCACUUCAACAACUAAUAAACCUUCACCAGUUAUCAAAACUGCUACAAAUCCAGAUUCUCCAGCAAUUCAACAAUUUUUGGUGGUUUGUGGAAUUGUAUUUUUGACGAUUUUCUCGUGUGUGGCGUAUUGUAUCACUUUGUGUAUUAGAAGAAGACAAAAUAAUAAUGAGAAAAAAUGUGAACAGGUUUGUUAUUGAUUUUGAAUUAAUCCCACAUUUGAAUAUGAGCAUUAUUUUUCUAGAUCUUGAAAAAGGAUUUGAUAAUCACACAUAUGGGAAACAAACCAUCAUGCCACGUAUUUCCUUCAAAUAUCAAAAAUACUGGUAAAGGUCCAUUUGAAAUGGCAAACGAUAUUUAUUAUGCGAGAUCUCAAAAAUCUACGCUAUUAAGUGUUUCCUCAAAAUCAACUUCAAGUUAUCGAAAUUUGCCACCAACAUGGAGUGAUUUCAAUUUCCCACCACCUCCAGAAAUGAAUGAAGAACAAGUAUAUUCACAACAUGUUUCUACUGAAUCAAGCAGCAAAAGUGGAUCUUUCAAAUCUAAUAAAGGAGUUACAGAAGUGUGAGUCAAAGAUACUGUAACUUAAUUUGUUCGGGAAAAAAAAUUCUGAAUUUUGACAAAAUACUCAAUUAUGUAUACCCUUUAUUAAAUUAAAUUCAAUUAUUUUUCCUGUUUUUUUUUCAGAAAAAAAUAUCCGAGUAGCUCUUUGAUGUUAGGACAUGCGAUUGGUGAGGGAAAAUUCACUCUAAUUCGAGAAUGUGUUGUGUUCGGAGGAUCGAAAGUUGCACAUAAAUCUAUCAAAGAUGUCGAUUGUCCACAUGGAAGGUUCGUAAAAACCACUGUUUGUGCAAAAUAUUAAUUUUGAAAUUUUUAGGAGAGCUUUGAAUGAUGAAAUUGCUAUGUUAAUGAAAUGUGGAAAACAUCCAAAUAUUGCUGAACUUUUGGCGGUUGAUGAACAUUGCAAUUUGAUUUUGGAAUUUGUUGAACUUGGAAGCAUCAAUUUGUUCCUUCAGGCAUCUCCAUCGCCGUUCGAGUGAGUUUUGGAGUUUUUUUUUAAUAUUGCAAUACUGAACUGAAAGGGUGAACAAAAAUAUGUGAUGCUUUGAAUAGGAUCGUAAAAAUAUAGGUUCAUUUGUUGAAAAAAUCUUUCCUUUAUCAAUUUUUAGCCGUUUUCUCAAAUAUUUCCUCAAUCACAUUUUUUGAGAAAAAAUCAAAACAAAAAUGUUUUGGGAGAGCGAAAUAAUAAAAGAUUUAAAAAACACGAACACGAACAUUCAAAGUCUUCAUAAUGAUCUACAAAUUGACAAAAAUUGCAUGAAUUGUAGAAAUCUCCAAACAUUUUUUGUGAACCAAUCUUAAAUUUUUUCAGAGUCGAUUUCCUCAUCCUAAUCUGCAAAGAUAUUUGCUCUGCGAUGACAUAUCUAGAACAAAUCGGUGUUGUUCACGGACAUUUAACCCCAAAUAAUGUGCUACUUGGUUCUGAUUUACACGCAAAAAUCUGCUCGCCACGUGGACCUUCACAUCAUGCACAAUUGAGAUAUUCCGCUCCAGAAUGUAUUGUUCAUGUAAGAGAGCUUUCUGUUUUUUUUUUGAAAAAAAACAUUGUGAAAUUUCAGAACGAGUUUACACAUAAAUCCGAUAUUUGGUCAUGUGCUGCCACAAUUUGGGAAAUGAGUUAUCAAUGUCAAACAAGGCCCUAUGAAAGUUUGACAAAUGAACAAAUCGUUGAUAAUGCCUGCGCACUUCUUGAAGGCAAAUCUGAUACUGUGAGUAAUUAUAAUGAUCUACAAAAUUUUUCGAUCUCCGAAAAAAACGUGGUUCUUUUUAUCAUAUUUCUAUUUAUCAAGUUUUUCGGAGAAAUUUGAUAAUUUGAACUUUUCGCCUUUGAAUGUUUUUUCUCAGAGUUUGGUUAAUGCUCGCAAAAAAAAAGUUUUUUUUGUACACAAAAAAUAUUUGACCUCGUGGUCUUUUCUCUUUCUCUUUUCCAAUAAAUAUCAUUUUUCUGUUUUACAAAAAAAAGAGAAAUUUUCAGUUUGAUAUAUUUAGUUUGAUCGAUUUUUUUGCAGGAACUUCUCGAAUUCCCGCCCAUUUUCAAUAAAUCAUGUAUGAUUUUACUUGAACAAUGUUUUGCCAGCAAUCGUCAAGACCGUCCAGUUUUUGAAAAACUUUGGAAGUCAUUUUGA